Molecule: messenger RNA, 720 nt
Organism: Peronospora belbahrii
Lineage: Eukaryota; Oomycota; Peronosporomycetes; Peronosporales; Peronosporaceae
Source: the annotation of a GenBank genome assembly
AUGGAAAGCUCAUUUACGUGUCAUUUACUGGACGAGCGUUUUGCGAACGAAACGACGAAAGAAAAAUUACUACGGCAGUCGUCGUGUUUUAAUAUUGACGUAAAUCUACGGCUCAUGCUAUUGUCAGAGCAGCUUGUAGAAACUUUAAUUACGUCGGGUGUGGGGAGAUACCUAGAAUUUGCAGCUAUUGAGCGCACUUAUGUGCAUUUUCAACCAUCAGUGUCUGGAACUCAACAGCUUGAAAAGGAUCUCAAGUUGGAUACGGUUUGGGAAGUUCCUUGCUUCAAAAAAGAUUCUGUAGCGGAUUACCGGGAGAUGCAUGUUUUACACGAGGACGUAAAGACGAAGAACAAGCGGAUGUUAGCGCUUGGACGUGCGCUGAAGCGGCCACAAAACAAGAUCAAUCAGGUGGAUGGAGAUACGAUGAUUGCGGUGUACGUCGAACGUCCGUUUCAGGAGCUACUAGAAAAUACUUCAAGCUUUCCACUAAACUACAAUGGUGGCCGUAUACUGCGUCGGGCUUGCGACUUUCCUGCCACCAAGAACCAGACCUCGGCUCGUGACGGACUUGCUGCAGUCUAUCGCUCUGUGCCGUCAAUUGGAACCGCCUUCUUGGCACCACUGUAUAGCAUCAGCGAGCUUGUGCAGAACUUCUGUCGGCUUUAUGCUGUGUACGGUGGUACCUACGUUCUAUGUGCUCCGUUGAUGGAUUCGUGCUGA